Messenger RNA from Mus caroli (Ryukyu mouse), 965 nucleotides. NCBI's taxonomy places the organism in Eukaryota, Metazoa, Chordata, Mammalia, Rodentia, Muridae. The record is from RefSeq and is a predicted model, not a curated record.
AUGACUAAGUUAAUAUUGCUUAUGAUUAUAGCAACAGAAACAUAUGAUUAUAGGAAACAGAAGUAUUGUGAAAACUGAGCCAGGCAGAAAUGGCUGUGAACCAGAUGGGCAGAGGGACCCAGCAGAGAGCAGAAAAUCUCAUGCCUCAUCACAUUCCACCAGAAACUUCCAGAUGAGCCCACGGGAUAACCCUUCUACAACACUGCAGAGACACGGAGAGCACACACACUUGGGAAAGCCAGAAAGAGGCUUCCUGAAAUAUGGCUCAGAGUGACUUCCUCUACCCACAAAACCCAAGGAGGCGACAGGAAGUGAACCGCCUUCACCAGCAGCUCCUGGACUGCUUGUCUGACAGCUUCCAGGUCACCAACAAGCUCACAGGGGUUCUUAAUACCCACUUGGGGUGCAGGCUGGCCUUCAUUGAAAUGAAAAGCGAUGGAACUAUCAAGGAAAACUGUGACAUCAUUAUCCAAGCCAUGACAAAAAUCCAAAAGGAACUGCAAAAGGUUGACGAGGCACUGAAAGACCAACUAGAGCCAACCCUUUAUAGGAAGCUGCAGGAUAUUAAGGAGAGGGAGACGGAGAAGAUUGCCAUUGUGCAAAAGGUCAUUUCUGUCAUCCUGGGAGAAGCUACAUCUGCAGCCAGUGCAGUGGCUGUUAAACUGGUGGGCUCCAGGGUCACAACUGGCAUAAUUAGCAAGCUGGUCUUGCUAGCUCACAUCGGGACUUCUCUCCUUGGAAGCAUUGGCGUUGCCGUGCUCAGCCUCGGGAUGGAUAUGAUCAUUCAAGCCAUCUUGGGAGCAGUGGAGAGGACACAGCUUCAGGCAGCCAUCAAAAGUUAUGAGAAGCACCUGGAGGAGUUCAAGGCUGCCUCAGAAAAGUACCAUCAUGCUAUCACUGAGGUCACCACUGCUGUGAAGCGCCAGCUAAGAUGAACAGGCAGGUGUCUACACUGGGAUACUUUG